Nematolebias whitei (Rio pearlfish) is the source of this 483-nucleotide messenger RNA. Its product is annotated as histidine triad nucleotide-binding protein 3-like. Gene Ontology annotation, molecular function: catalytic activity. The transcript is spliced from 5 exons. Lineage: Eukaryota; Metazoa; Chordata; Actinopteri; Cyprinodontiformes; Rivulidae. The coding region runs from base 1 to 483 and encodes 160 amino acids. The record is from RefSeq and is a predicted model, not a curated record.
AUGUCGAAUAAAGCUGAAGAUAUCGAUGAAACGUGUAUUUUCUGCUCGAUUGCGCACAAAAGAAACAAAGAAACGAAAAUAAUUAAACAGAAUGACGGGCUGGUGUGUUUCAGAGAUAUCUGUCCUGUGGCUCCUCAUCACUACCUGGUUAUUCCCAGAGAGCACAUCCACAGCUGCCGCUCACUGAGCAGAAGACACGUUGAACUUGUUGAAAGAAUGGCUGAACUGGGGAGAGCUGUGCUUUAUGACCAGGGGAUCAAGAAUAUGGAGGAUGUAAGGCUGGGUUUCCAUAAGCCUCCCUUCAUAUCAGUCGGUCACCUGCACCUCCACGUCCUCGCCCCCGCCAGCCGUAUCUCACAGUCCAUGCUCUACAGGUUCACUCCAGGGACUGACUUUUUUAUUACUGAGGAAUCUCUAAGAAACCGACUACAGAAGAAGAUCCAGCAGUCUCAUAAAUUAGGAAAUUGUUUUGGGGUCGCGUGA